This is a messenger RNA of Psylliodes chrysocephalus, 759 nucleotides long. The record is from the annotation of a GenBank genome assembly. NCBI's taxonomy places the organism in Eukaryota, Metazoa, Arthropoda, Insecta, Coleoptera, Chrysomelidae.
AUGUCUAUUCUAUGCUUGUCUCCGCAUAAUCAACCAUCAGCAUCUGCUGAAGGUAUUCUACAAUCAAGGGAAGAAUGUUCUAUAGGCGUAGUAUAUUCUGUACAUCUUCCAACUUCGUCUGUACAACAUAUUCAAGACAUACCUAUAGUUACGUCAGAAGAAAUUGUGUUAGAAGAUAAUCAACCAUCAGCAUCUGCUGAAGGUAUUCUACAAUCAAAGAAAGAAUCUUCUAUAGGUGUUAUAUAUUCUGUACAUCUUCCAACUUCGUCUGUACAAUAUAUUCAAGACAUACCUAUUAUUACGUCAGAAAAAAUUGUGUUAGAAGUUAUUCCACAAUCAGUGUCUACUUCAAUUUCAUCAACCGAUAACGACAAUAUUCAUGAUGAGAUUGGCUCUUCCGAUGAUGCAGAUGCUGACUAUCUUCCAUCAGAUGAUAAGGAGUCUUUUGAGAAUGAAGAAAUGGAAAAUGACGAUGGUGAGGACGACAUGUUGGCUGAUCCUCCUGUUCUGAAUGAUGCUUCUAGUAAGAAAAAAGGCAGAGGAAGGUGUAAAGUAGAAGAGACAGAUAAAACAAGAAAACGAAAGAGAAAUCCAGAAAGUUGGUCAAGAAACAAGAGAAGAGAAGCCAGGGUUCAUGGAAAACCAUACAUAUCAACGAAAGAACAGUUUGUUAGUGGACGAUGCCUGAAGCCUGCUUGUACGUGUAGACUAAAAUGUAAUGAAAAAAAUUUUUCAGGAGUUGUACUUGUUAGAUGCUAA